Molecule: messenger RNA, 639 nt
Organism: Laccaria bicolor S238N-H82
Lineage: Eukaryota; Fungi; Basidiomycota; Agaricomycetes; Agaricales; Hydnangiaceae
Exons: 1
Coding region: 1-639 (212 amino acids)
Source: RefSeq, a predicted model, not a curated record
AUGUCUGGGACCGGGCAGAAGCCCAAAAGUCAGGCGGCUCCGCCACAAAAAGGUAAAGUGACGACCACUCGACAAACUCGACCAAUCGACACAGAAGUACAGGAACGAGGAAAGACGAGAGCCACCGGGGCGGUGGAGACAGAUGAAGACGAACACGAAAUCGGUGACUCAGAGAAAGGGAGAUCUUUCCUCGAGGGAAGGCUGCUCAUGGUUCCGGCGGGGGCACUGCUCACUUUGGGUGCACUCGCCACGACGCUCUUCCAGAUCGCGGCCAUGCCGGGCGUUGCCCUCCCUGCGGUUAACGCAGUACGCGCGGUCGCUUUUCUGUUGAGAGACGUCGAACUGGAGGUAGUGGCGGAAGACAUUAGGGAUAUCGCCAAUGCUCAGCUCAACGAGUUGACCAACGACUUGAAGACGUUCACGGAGGUGCUCACAGAGAAGGUUAUGGAGGAGCUGGAGAAGAAGACGGAGGUGUUGAAAGAAAAGACAGUGGAAUUAGCAGCAGUGGUCGAAAAAGCGGCACAACAGGCAGGGAACACAGCCAGCUCCCCAUACAGGGACGCGUUGACAAGGACGGCCUCUGGAGCCCCAAUGGAUGCUAACCCUCGUCUAGCUGCGAAGGAGAACAUCAGGCAAUGA